AUGAGGAACGAUAACUAUGAGAGAUUGAUUGAAGCGUCAUUCGUUAUGAGCUUCACAAGUAAGCCGGAUGACUGGAUAAGAAAGGCAAAGAUGAACAAUUUCUCAAUGUUCUUAGCAGUUCUGGAUGUUGCAAGUUACGACGGACUGUUAUCAGACAUAUUGAAAACUGAAAAUUCGGAUCAUCUCACAGCAUUGAAGAAUGAAUUCAGGAAAUACUUCCCUGAAUCGAGUGAUAACGGUUUCCAUCCGUUCAGGAAUUCAUUCGAAACGUCAGUGCAAAUAGUCUUUGAUGAUAUACGGGACGAAGAUUUGGAGCUAUGA
Molecule: messenger RNA, 321 nt
Organism: Anisakis simplex (herring worm)
Lineage: Eukaryota; Metazoa; Nematoda; Chromadorea; Rhabditida; Anisakidae
Source: the annotation of a GenBank genome assembly